Hordeum vulgare subsp. vulgare (domesticated barley) is the source of this 688-nucleotide messenger RNA. RefSeq lists its product as uncharacterized. Lineage: Eukaryota; Viridiplantae; Streptophyta; Magnoliopsida; Poales; Poaceae. The record is from RefSeq and is a predicted model, not a curated record. The transcript has a single exon. Bases 114 to 389 code for a protein of 91 amino acids.
CUCCCCUGCUCUCUCCCCACCCCCAAACACCAUCACCCACAUUCACCCAGAGCGACCCAAGUGCCGGAUCGAAGCCUCGCGUCCGUGCGUUCACGCACCUAAGCUCGGAGAGCAUGUCGUCGCAGCGGCUCGGGCGCCACCAGCGUCGGGCGUCGCAGAGCGUGUUCGCGCUGCCGGAGAACUUCGCCGCCCUGGACGACGUGCCGGCGUCCGACGAGCACCGGAAGGCGUCGUCGCCGGGCGGCGGCGCGGCCGAGCAGCAGCAGCGGCCCGCGGCGGGGCGCCACCGGCGGGCCAUAUCCAUGGCCGUCGCCUCCUCCUCCAGGGACCUCGAGAUGAUCAAGGAGGACGUCGGCGGCUACAACAACAACCACAAGAUCGGCGCCUAGAUUAGCGGCGGCGGCGGCGCCGGUGCGCACGGCCGGCGCAGCUCGAGGCACGCACAUGCACGGUGUUCGUAAUACGUGCGUGCUUGCUCGGCGGCGCUCUCGCCCGGGUCGCGCGCACGGCAAAGCUUUUGCUGCAGCUGGUGCCGGAGGGCCGUGGCGCGUGCUGCUUCGCUGUGGUUUGUGUAUGUGUGGUCAAGCGACCAAGUCUGGUUGAGGUCUUGCUUGCUUCCCUUUUCUUUUGCUCAAGACAUGCCUGUAAGGUGUGAUGCUAUUUGCGAGUUUAAAACUCUUCAAACUUC